AUAUCAAUAUCAGGGAAAUUUAUAAUUAAAGAAAGUGAUUGUGCGUUUUCACAUUUUUGGUUAAAUUUAGAACUCGCAUGAAAGUGCUUUUAGAGUCUCUCUCGUUUGAGUUAUCGUCAAACGCUUUUACUCUGGUUUGCGCCUUCGACUGCACAAUGUCGAUCCCAGAGUACUUCGAAGGCCAGACCGUUUUUCUGACUGGCUCAACAGGGUCUGUUGGUAGCGUUUUUCUGGAAAAACUGCUGCGUUCCUGCAAGGGCGUAAAAAAGAUUUAUGUGCUCGUUCGGCCGAGAAAUGGCGUGUCCAGCGCAGACCGAGUCUGUUCUCUGCUGCAACUUCCCCUUUUUGCCGAUGUGGACAAGUCGGACUUUGGCAAAGUGGAAGCCGUGAGUGGAGAUGUGACGUUGGAGGACAUGGGCAUUUCCAAGGAAGUCCUUCAGCGCCUGAUUUCCGAAGUAACAAUUGUAUUUCACGCGGCAGCCAGGGUGUUCUUCAACGCGACACUCAAAUCUGCAGUUUUGUCUAAUUUGAUCGGCACCAAGCGCAUCCUAGACCUCUGCCAUCAAAUGUUGAAAUUGGAGAGCCUGAUUUACGUUUCCACCGCAUAUAGUAACUGCACAAUCCAAGAAACUAGAGAGCGGCUGUAUCCGAUUGACUGCAGCCCUGAGGAAGUAAUCAAUAUGGUUGAAACUUUCCCUGACGAAGCUUUAGAAAAGAUAACUAAACGCUUGUUGGGUCAACAUCCAAACACAUACACAUUUUCCAAGCAGUUAGCAGAGCACCUGGUCACUGAGGGCAGAGGUCAUGUCAAACUGGCCAUCGUCCGACCAUCCAUUGUUUUGGGAACUUGGCGCGAACCUUUUCCUGGCUGGCUCGACGCAAGCACUGGCGCCACAGGUUUCAUCGCAGGCGCCGGAGCUGGAUGCUUCCGCACGUCUCAGGUCGUUCCUUAUAAGGUCGCCGACCUUGUUCCGACUGACAUUUUGGUCAACGUCAUGCUCGCUGCCGCUUGGAAUCUUGCCCAACCUCAGAGCGAGACGUUUCAAAUUUAUCACGUGACCUCUGGUCUGCGCAACCCUAUCACCUGGGGCCAGUACACCGAGUACAUCGACGAGGCGAUCUCGGAGUACCCGAUGAGAAGAAUCCUUUGGUACCCCCGAGCAAAGGCGCGCGGCUCCAAGUGGAGGAACGAUUUUGUUGUGCGCCUCUUCCAAUUGUGGCCUUCGUACUUGUUGGACGCGCUCAGGAAUGCCCUGAGCAGUAAGCGGCAAGAAAGCUUGGUGGCGAUUCAGCAGAAAUUCAUUCGAGGAAUGAAGCACACGCGUUUCUUCUGCACUCGGCAGUGGCGCUUCCACGACACCAACACCCGCGCUCUGCAGGAAAAACUGCUGCCCGAGGACCAGGAGGCGUUCGACAUGUCCAUCGCCAGGGUCGAGUGGCGCUCCCACCUGACCAACUGCGUCAAAGGCAUCAGACAGCACUUCCACAAGGAUCCACCUCAGACCCUCGAACGCGCGAGGAAAAACCUUCAAAGGUGGAAAAUGAUCCAUUUUGGUGCUCACGUUGCCGCUUUCCUCUGGAUCGCCUAUGUGGCUUUCUUGGCCCUUGGGGAUGCACUUGCUGCGUUGAUAACUUCCGCCCUUGUCGUGGGCUUCAUCAUAUGGGUUUGAAGAAGAUUGAUUGUUAUAAAUAUUCCAUCAUUCUCUCACCGAUAAUAAAGAUAAUCAUUGAAAAAGUAAAAUUAAUCUACGAAAAAUCUUAAAAAUAAUCAUCACAUUUAAAAUUCAAAUUUAUUAGGUUUCAAGUACUUUUUUGCUGCAAAAAAAUUAAAUUUUUCUUCAUAUUAUUAAAUAGUUAUACGCUGCAUGAAGUUUUCAUUUUCUGUGCUUUUCA
Neocloeon triangulifer is the source of this 1893-nucleotide messenger RNA. RefSeq names its product putative fatty acyl-CoA reductase CG5065. Gene Ontology annotation, biological process: long-chain fatty-acyl-CoA metabolic process. NCBI's taxonomy places the organism in Eukaryota, Metazoa, Arthropoda, Insecta, Ephemeroptera, Baetidae. The transcript has 8 exons. The record is from RefSeq and is a predicted model, not a curated record. Bases 78 to 1670 code for a protein of 530 amino acids. Gene Ontology annotation, molecular function: alcohol-forming very long-chain fatty acyl-CoA reductase (NADP+) activity. Gene Ontology annotation, cellular component: peroxisome.